GCUCUCUUGCUUGUUUCGUAAGUACAUGCUGGCAAUCCUUUCAUCGCCAAGGUCUCCGGGUCUCCGGAUGAUCGGACCUUAGCAAAUGGAAACAGGAAAUACAUAUAUGAUCCAUUCCCGACUUUUCCUGGUAAUCAUUGGCGUUUGUCUCCUCUCCGUUCAUUGUGGUGGAGGUAUCAAUCGGCCAAUCGGAUUGGAGAGAAGCCGAGAAUCACUCGAAGCUCAGAUUUAUCAAGGCUUAAUGGUCCGGCUUGUCUUACCCUUCUUGGAUCCCCCCUACCAUCGAAAUUUUCCACAAGUGUUUGAAGAAGACACAAGCUUGCAUGGCCAGCUUGAAGCUCCAGCGUCGUUAUCUCAAAAGUAUCCACUCACUAACUCGGAGAACCUUUCAAUCCCCACGUCCAGAAGUCAAAAAAAUGAUCCACCUUCGGGAUCUAACUCCAAACCUCGACAUCCUGUUGGCUCUGAGAGCUACAUCACUCGCUCUAAAAUCUCGACAGUCUUUCGGGAAUUGAUCAUGCUCCUGCCGCAAAAAAUCACCUCCUCUCUAUCAAUCCACAAGGUUUUGUCUCUUUACCGUGAGUCGGAGGCGCUCUCGGGAUUCCACAGAGAUUUGAACGAACAAUUCGAAAACAUCAGGAUGGUUGGGAGCGCAAAAGAUGUUGACAGCUUCUCAGAUACAAUGAAACUGAUAGAACAUAUUCAGCAGAAUAUCAAGAUUUUGAAGCAAAUAAGACUUUUAGAACUGGGGAGAUGCGAGUGGGAAGAAUCAUAUCUGAGUCUGAUCAGCACAUUAAUUCCAGGAAUCGAACGAUCCAAAGACUAUUCCUGGGGAACCUAUCGAUUGGGUGUCGAGAAAGAACUGCAAGAUAUUGGUAAUUCAAUAUUAGAUAGGGUGAAGAUGAGAAUACUGCUCGAAUCAGAUCUAGAAGCAAGUAUCCGGACACUGGACUUACCACCGAUUGACGAGAUACGUGGAAAGAUGUAUGGGUUCAAGGUGGUUGAUUUCUUGUUCGACUGUCGGUUCAUCGAUCUCGAAAGUUUAUCCAGCUUCUUUCGGGACGAGAAAGUGGCUGAGCAGGUGAUCUUCUAUUCGAAUGUGCGCAUCUGGCAGGCUAAAGGUUAUGGGAUCUUGCGGCAAGGAGGAAGCUUUACAGAUGGUCUUGACUGGCUAACUUGGAAUCAGUCCUUCAAAGCUAUUGAUAGAAAUGGUAAACGGAUCAUACAACGUUUGUUCUUGAAGAAAAAAAUAGAUUUGAUCAAGUCAACUGCUCAUAAACCAGCACCACUCAAGCGACCUAAAACCAGUCAUUGA
Molecule: messenger RNA, 1315 nt
Organism: Puccinia graminis f. sp. tritici CRL 75-36-700-3
Lineage: Eukaryota; Fungi; Basidiomycota; Pucciniomycetes; Pucciniales; Pucciniaceae
Exons: 5
Coding region: 86-1315 (409 amino acids)
Source: RefSeq, a predicted model, not a curated record